UAUAUCUUUUUGUUCUUGACUGGUAUGUCCGAAACCCUGCCUGCAGUCCCAAGUGCUACCGCUCCAGAUCCUAUGGGGAAACAGCCCACCAAAAGACGAGGCAGGAAGGGGGUUUGCGAGUCAAGUGCAAAUCGGAAAGCACAGAGCUCCUCACUGUCCAAAUUGAUCACUGAAGCUCUUGUGGAGUCACAGGACCGAGGAGGCAUGUCCCUUGCCGCUCUCAAGAAAUCCCUGGCUGCCACCGGCUAUAAUGUGAAGAAAAAUAACAACCGCAUCAAGCAGGCACUCAAGAGCUUAGUGAGCAAGGGAGUUUUGUUGCAGAUCAGAGGGACUGGUGCCUCUGGGUCCUUCAGCCUCAGCAAGAAGGCUGCUCCUGAAACCACCAAGGGCAAGGUCAGAAGGCCUACUUCUGCCAAGAAGAAGAAGAAGCUGGGUUUGCCCAGGAGCUCCAGGACCCAGAAGAGCACCAAAAACAACAGGGGGGCCAAGCAGUCUAGGGCUGCACACAGGGAAGCCUCAGGCAGCAGGAAGAAGGCUGGAAGGUCCAAGAGCCUGCCGCAGCGGAAGAGCCCUGCCAAGGCCAGAGUGGGGAAGGCCAAGACCAGGACACCAAGGUCGACCGUGCAGAAAGCGAAAUCCAGGAAGGCAGUGUCUAAGAAGUGAGCACCUUGAAGUAAACGACCAGUUUUCACAGAA
Chinchilla lanigera (long-tailed chinchilla) is the source of this 696-nucleotide messenger RNA. Its product is annotated as histone H1t-like. Gene Ontology annotation, biological process: nucleosome assembly. The coding region runs from base 25 to 663 and encodes 212 amino acids. The transcript has a single exon. NCBI's taxonomy places the organism in Eukaryota, Metazoa, Chordata, Mammalia, Rodentia, Chinchillidae. The record is from RefSeq and is a predicted model, not a curated record. Gene Ontology annotation, molecular function: structural constituent of chromatin; DNA binding. Gene Ontology annotation, cellular component: nucleosome.